Molecule: messenger RNA, 1719 nt
Organism: Aspergillus pseudotamarii
Lineage: Eukaryota; Fungi; Ascomycota; Eurotiomycetes; Eurotiales; Aspergillaceae
Product: fungal specific transcription factor domain-containing protein
Exons: 5
Coding region: 1-1719 (572 amino acids)
Biological process (GO): DNA-templated transcription
Molecular function (GO): zinc ion binding; DNA binding
Source: RefSeq, a predicted model, not a curated record
AUGCCAAUCUGUUGCUACAGGUAUCCUCGCAAGAAGGCUUUACGGCAGCCGGGGACUCCACACGAGGGAGAUUCCAUAAUCUCAGACUCGACUGUUUCCGCAGAUCAUAGCAUUUUCCAGCCAGGUGAAAGUUCGCUUGUGCACAUUGACGCGUCGGAUUCUCCUGAUCAGCGUCAUCAUCUGGGACAGCGCGGUAGCAGUGCGACGCAUAGCCGGAACAGCUUUGGGACUUCUUGGAUAUCCGCUGGAGAUACGACAAGCGUUUCUCAUCAGACUGUGUUCCUUGGAGAAUCAAGUCCCCUGACGUGUGUAAUUGACGAGGGACGGCGGUCACCCGAGAAGGGCCCGGCGAAUGCUAUGCAAAAUACUCGCCUUCACUACCCUAUCCCAGAAAGGCUGGAUGCUAAUAGUACACGCGAUGAAGCGCUUCGCGCACACAGGCGCAAGGUGGAAGAGCAGCUGAAUGCUGAUGGCGCAUUCUCCUAUCCACCAAAAGACACUUGUGCGAUACUACUGAGAGCCUACUUCACAUGGUUUCACCCAUGCUUUCCCAUUUUGGACCGUUUAGCGGUCAAACAAUCAUACGUCCGAGGUGAUAUUUCUCACCUUCUGCUGCAGUCGAUGCUCUUCAUUGGGGUUAGUCUUUGCACUGACGAAGACUUUGCGCGCACCGAGUUCUCUCUUCGAUAUCGAGCCAAGUUUCUCUUCUAUAGUCGAGCUAAGGCUAUAUAUGAUGCCGACUGGGAGUCGAACAAGACUACCAAGUUGCAGUCACUGUUCUUGCUGAGCUCUUGGCGCGGAGGGCCAUCUGAAGAACGUGAUACGAGGUUCUGGCUAGGAGUCGCUAUUAGCUUGGCUCAAAAGCGUGGCAUGCAUAUGAUGUCCAAAUUACCCUUCCCGUCCGCGCGGGAAGAGAAACUAUGGAAACGAAUAUGGUGGGCCCUUUAUAUACGCGACCAGCAAAGUGCUGCAGCCUUGGGUCUUCCGCCUCGGAUACGAGACGAAGACUGCGAUGUUGCAAUGCUUGAGCCGAGCGAUAUCCGGGAAGAGGAAGCAGUGGAUGAUGCACAAGUGUUUGGAGCACAAAGAGAUGAAGAUAUAGUCUAUCCAGCGGAAAUGGCGAAAUUAGCGAGGAUAUCCCUGAAACUAGAAAGUGCAGCGUCCCCGAGAGCCAUGUUUUUGACUGGGUUGUUGCACAUGACGUACAAGAUCACCCAUACAUUCUCAACGCUGUGUAUCCAUACUAUCCACUGUCGCCGAACAUCUGGAACGGCUAGGAAGUUGGCAGAACACCGCGCAAAGCUCUGCCUUCUUGGACUCCAGGAGUUACAGAAAACCUGGGAUAUAGAAAAUUGGGUACUAAAUCUCUUCUUCCGAUGCCUGGAUGAUAGCACCGCGCGUACUCUCCGGUUGACAGACAUUGUCGCACCAUCAGGCCAACCAAUAACCCAUACUGAGACUACAGAUAAAAGUGCCGAUGCCGAUAAAUCUCAGGAUCUGCCCACCCCGACUGAAGCCAUGGACUCUAUUCACGAAGACCCAACGCUAGCGCCUGCCCUACAACCUUCCCCGAGCAUGGAAAAUGGGGAUAUUACCGCGCCAGGUGACUGGUACGGAUUGUUUAAUUUUACGGAUGAUUUUACAGAUGUUCUAGGGGCGUCGUCAUAUCAUGAUUCGCUCAAUCUCCAAAAUCUGGAAUUCUUAUAUCGAUUCUUGUGA